Molecule: messenger RNA, 162 nt
Organism: Sphenostylis stenocarpa
Lineage: Eukaryota; Viridiplantae; Streptophyta; Magnoliopsida; Fabales; Fabaceae
Source: the annotation of a GenBank genome assembly
AUGUCGCUAUCAGAACGAAGAACAAAGGAUAGAAAUCUGUUGAUCGUUCUCGCUCUCUGCAACCGACGCGUUGACACUGACAGUGAAUUCUUAAUUGUGGUUUUGUGCUCUCAUUCCCAUAACCACUGGGAUGCUUAUUGUGGUUUUGCGUUACUUCAGUAG